Messenger RNA from Polychytrium aggregatum, 935 nucleotides. RefSeq lists its product as uncharacterized. Bases 115 to 756 code for a protein of 213 amino acids. The record is from RefSeq and is a predicted model, not a curated record. NCBI's taxonomy places the organism in Eukaryota, Fungi, Chytridiomycota, Chytridiomycetes, Polychytriales. The transcript has a single exon.
CAAGAGAAAGACACCCCCCGACCCCGACCCCGACCCAGGAUCACCCAAUGACUCUCCUGGGUCGGGGUCGGGGUGUCUUUCUCUUGGGAGCCAUCUGGCGAGAAAAUAGCAGCGAUGGCUGGCUCCGCCCUUGGGGAAGAAAGAAUCUCCUCAAAACCAGCGCAUUUUGGGCUGGCAGAGAUGCUCACACUGGCGUCCUUGAUUCAGAUCCAGAAACGCAUCGCUCGCUCAAUCAGUCGUGGGAAGACAUCUUGUCAAGGUGAGUCUUGCCUGAUAGCCAAGCGAUCAUGUCAUCUCGCUGACACACAGCCACGCUUGACUAGGUUCCCAACCAGAGAGAUUCAGAUGGUGGUGGCUCUUGUCCGCAAUCGGAGUGGAGCUUCCAACAAUGAUACAAUUGGUCAUUCCUCCGCAUCAAUCGCCCACCACCACCGUCAAUUGGCUCAAGAUGAUACCAAAUGCCGUCAACCGACCAUGGCCGGAUUCCAACUUUUGCUGCAUCUUGGUCUACAGCGUGUAUUCAUAUUCGAGAUGAGCAACCGCGAGCAGCCGGAAAAAAUUGAUUGUGAUAAAUUGCCAGUGAGAAUCACAAGAGUGUGCAUGCAUUCAUGCAUUCAUGUAUUCGGGACGGACAAAGCAGCCCCGCCUCGUCCCAUGUUAAACACGGCGGCAAUGGAAUUACAAUGUAUCAGAAUCAGCGACAGUGUCAUAGAUUCGUGCAUGAUCUGGAAUCACACGGAAUCCAGAGUCGUAUGAUGCCCGUGCGGCGAGUGUCCGUUGCAGCUGCCACACCCAAAUAGGUCGACACGCAGGCAACGGGUCUGUCUAGAGUUUGUUCCCUGGUGGCGACCGCUGGCCGCUCUCAGAGUAUUCCGGGGGCGCAUCGACAGGGUCCAGAGGUUGUAGAUACGUUGAUGGAAAGAUCCCGGAUUGAG